Talaromyces proteolyticus is the source of this 995-nucleotide messenger RNA. RefSeq lists its product as uncharacterized. The coding region runs from base 169 to 693 and encodes 174 amino acids. The record is from RefSeq and is a predicted model, not a curated record. NCBI's taxonomy places the organism in Eukaryota, Fungi, Ascomycota, Eurotiomycetes, Eurotiales, Trichocomaceae. The transcript has 2 exons.
GAGUGGGAGAUGCAUUGACAAAGGAUAAAAAGUCCAGGGCGGCCUGCUUAUGAUUGACCUUGACCAUUGUGGAGUAGUUGUAUCUCACAGCAGGACCGAGAGUAUGUCGUAGAGAAACGGAGCGAUAGCAGAACAAUGCAGGCUUUGUGAGGCUGUGAUGAUAAGAAAAUGAGUUCAUCUCUCCACACUUUUCGCAGAGCGGAGGAAGAUCGAUUAGGAUUGGCAGGUGGUCACUUGCAAGGCGGAAAGUGGAUCCUACGACACGCUGAUACGGCACGACCACAUACUGCAUUUACCCUAGUUGACUUGAAUAGCAAUAACUACGAUAUUGAAUAUUCUGGAAAACUGCCAAAUGGUAAUUACGGGAGUACCCUGCGUAUAGUGACAAGGAGGAGCAAUUGGCAUCCAAAUCUGACGUUGAAUUAUCCCUCCACGCGCCACCGACACGACCGUGACGAGCGUAGGGUGCGGUGCGCGGUGGGCGAAACAUCGAGCAGUCUGGUCGCGUCAAUCAAACGGGGCAGUUCAAAACAUCAACAAGUUGACAUGUAUAAUGGGAUCAUCUAUCCUCAUAUAGAAACCUCUAGGGAAUCGGGAGAUCCCUCGCCAAUAGGCGCAAGGACAGGCUCGAUCGCGUGCAGCCCGCAGACGCCAAGCUGCGACGCGCCCGUCCUUUCUCGGUUCUUCAGGUAAACAACAGCGAGCGCUGUGUGCAGUCGCAGACGUGUACCUCCAGUCUGCACGGAUGAUCUCGUCUUCCCCGCACGAUCUGGCAGGACGCUGCAGGCAUCCUGGGUUCUCGCAGAGCCGUCUGAUGUUGUAUAUUGUCGUCUCUGCGUUGUUGUUUAAGCUGGAACUCCCUUCGGCCUGCGUCAACAUCAACACCAACAACAGUCGCUGCAUCGGCGCCUUCCUCUACCAUCAACCAGCCCGCUCAAUCAACCCUCGCCCCUACUCCUCGACUCUCCAGACCCGUUUAUAUAUCGUGCCAGGCA